Messenger RNA from Auanema sp. JU1783, 864 nucleotides. The record is from the annotation of a GenBank genome assembly. NCBI's taxonomy places the organism in Eukaryota, Metazoa, Nematoda, Chromadorea, Rhabditida, Rhabditidae.
AUGACUCAGCUGAGUUUUUAUCCGACCUCUGGUCAAACAGCUACUCAAUCCACCAUUCAACCUGUCGGAGUGACAGAUCCCACUAAUCAGAUUCCGAAUCCUUUUGAAUUAACUAUUACGGCAGCUCUUCGAAGUGCUUUCGAGCCAGAAAAUCCAAGCUAUUCGAAACGCAUUCCCAAUUGCCAAAAAUGUGGCCAACAUGGUCGCAAAUCACGUCUGAAGGGUCACAAGCGAGUUUGCCCAUACAAAGACUGUCCGUGCUUCAAGUGUCAUUUGGUGACAGAUCGCCAAAAAUUAAUGGCCGAGCAAAUCAAAAUCAGAAGACGUCAACGUAAAGAUCAUCUGAUGAACAUGACAAGAGAGCAGAUCACCAGUACAUUAAAUGCUGCUGCAGCUUUAUCUGCUGCUGGAAACUUCACAUUUAAUCCUUUAAUAUUCCAAGAGAAUCAGUUGCCCUGUUCUCUUCUCACAUCUCCAGCUGCUUCAUCUGAUGGAAGUUCAUACUCUCCAACCAAUGUGAUUAAUCAACCGUUCCGAACAUCACCGGAACUCAUCAGCUCUGCUACACCAACAAGCACAGCUACUGUUGCUCCAGUCACAACUGGUGCUAGUGUGCCAGCAGUAUCUGCGGCUACUGUUACAGCAUCAACUAUAACUUCUCCAAGCCCUCCAAGCCCACAAGGAAUAUUGGCUCCUGUAGCCAUAAAUCCAGCUUUCAGCUUCCCAUUAUUUAAUAGCGAAGCUUUAAUUCAGCUGCUGGCCAGCUAUAAGAUUCUUGAUCCUGCUGCACCAACCCUCAAGACGGAUCAUUCACAAGAAAAGAUGGACCUCAGUAAUCCCAUUAUUGAUGUUUGUUCCGUAUAG